AUGGAGACGACGGUGCUGAGUGUUGGCAAGUCCGUACUGAACGGAGCGGUUCGGUACGCCCAAUCUGCCAUCGCGGAGGAGGUGGCCCUGCAGCUUGGAGUCCGGCGUGAUCAGGUCUUCAUCACCAAUGAGCUUGAGAUGAUGCAGGCCUUUCUCAUGGCCGCAAAUGACGAAGGAGACGGCGACAGCAAGGUGGUCAGGGUCUGGGUGAAGCAAGUCCGUGACCUUGCCUACGAUGUUGAGGACUCCCUCCAGGAUUUCGCAGUCCGCCUAGAGAAGCAGCCCUGGUGGCGUAUCCUUCUGAAGGAUCGGCGCCAGGUGGCGAAGCAAAUGAAGGGGCUCAGAGCUAAUGUUGAAGAUGUCAGCCAGAGGAAUAUGCGCUACCACCUUAUCAAGGGCUCUGCAGGCUCUAAUCCUGCCAGCACCGAUGGGCAGUCUGCCAUCACCGGUGCCAUGACAAUGUCUAGCACAGAGGAUGCAAGGCGGCAGAGGGAGAAGGCAAAAGCAGAUCUUGUUCAACUGAUAAGGAAGAUGGAUGACCGCCUUCGAGUGAUAGCGGUGUGGGGAACAAGUACUGAUGUUGGGGAAACGUCCGUCAUAAAAAGAGCCUUUGAAGAUCUGAAGAAACACAACAGGUUUGAUUGCCAUGCUUGGAUCAAGUUGAUGUGCCCUUUUAAUUCAGUAGAGUUCAUGCGAAGCAUUAUCAGGCAAUUCUAUAUCGACCUUCUGCAAGACCCAGUAGAAAAUAUGGAUGCCCAAGUACUGAGGGGAAUGGGAAUGAAGAAGGAGAAUGAUUUGGUUGACGAGUUCAAGUCUUAUUUGAAUGAUAAGAGUUACCUAAUUGUGAUUGAUGGCAUGUCUACCACUGAAGAGUGGGAUCAAAUUAAACCAUGCUUUCCCAAUAACAAGAGAGGAAGCCGGAUUAUAGUGUCAACAAAGCAAGUUGAAGUUGCAAGCUUAUGCGCAGGGCCACAGAACGUAGCACCAGAGCACAAGCAGUUCUCCAUUGACCAGAAUACUCUUUAUGCUUUCUUUGAGAAGGGUUCUCAAGAUGGAGAUUCGACGGAGGUUGGGUCUAGCAGCACAAAUUCAACCACCACCGCUAGUCACAUCUUGGUGAAUAACAAGAUACUCACUCGCAUGGAGACAACGCUAGCAGCAUUUAAGGAAUUUCAGCUCAUCGGGCGAGAGAAAGAAAAAUCAGAGAUUAUCCAACUAGUCACAAAUGGAGAUGGCUGCCAAUUUGAGGUGAUCUCUGUGUGUGGAAUGGGUGGUCUUGGAAAAACCACAGUAGUGAGAGAUGUUUAUCAAAGCCAAGAGCUCAGAGGCAAGUUUGAGAAGUGUGCUUGUGUUACAAUUAUGCGUCCUUUCAAUUGUGAUGAACUCCUCAAGAACUUAGCUGGGCAGUUUGGAUAUGAGGAUGUGGCAGAUAUGGUCAGACAUUUAGAAGGAAAGAAAUGUUUGAUUGUUCUAGAUGAUCUAUCAUCCACGAGAGAAUGGGAUGCAAUCAUCCCACAUUUUACUGCAUUGGAAACAUCAAGCCGGAUCAUAGUCACCACAAGGGUAGAGGAUAUUGGUAAACAUUGUUCAAAGAAACGUAAAAAUAUAUACAAGCUCCAAGGUCUGGAACUCAAUGAUGCACAUGACCUCUUCAUACAAAAGGUUUUUGACAAGACUAUGGAUUUGGAUGAGCAGUAUCCUGAGUUGGUUGAACAAACAAAUAUGAUUUUAAAGAAAUGCAAGGGACUUCCCCUUGCAAUAGUCACCAUAGGUGGUUUCCUGGCAAACCAGCCAAAAACAGCCUUGGAGUGGAAGAAACUGAAUGAGCAUAUUAGUGCUGCAGAGUUACAGAUGAAUCCAGAGCUUGAGGCCAUCAUAACAGUCCUUAAUAAAAGUUAUGAUGGUUUACCAUAUCAUCUCAAGUCUUGUUUCUUGUAUCUUUCCAUCUUUCCUGAGGACUAUAACAUUAAGCUCAAACGUUUGUUGCGGCGGUGGAUUGCUGAAGGUUACCCAGGUGUAGUGCGUAACAAGUCUACAGAGGAAGUAGCAGAGAGCUACUUCAUGGACCUCAUAAGCAGGAGCAUGCUUUUGCCAUCCCAAAGAUCAAUUUGUGAUGGAAAAAGGAUUGGCUCCUGCCAAGUCCAUGAUCUCAUCCGUGAAAUCGGCAUCUCAAAGUCGAUGGAAGGAAAUCUUGUUCUUAGAUUGGAGGAAGGUUGCAGCUUAAACACCCAGGGCACAGCACGCCACCUUGCUAUAAGCAGCAACUGGGAGAGAGAUCAGAGUGCAUUCGAGAGCAUAGUGGACAUGUCCCGUGUACGUUCAAUAACGGUGUUUGGAGAAUGGAAGCCAUUUUUCCUUUCUGACAAGAUGCGGCUUCUGCGAGUGCUGGACUUGGAAGACACGACAGGUCUAGUUAAUCAUCACCUUGAGCAUAUCGGGAAAUUUCUUCACCUAAGAUACCUUUCGCUAAGAGGAUGUGAAUCUAUCUGUCACCUGCCAGAUACAUUAGGUAACUUGAGGCAACUGGAGACACUAGAUAUCAGAGGUACCUCCAUUGUGAUGCUACCACAAACGAUCAUCAAGCUUCAGAAGCUACAACAUCUCCAUGCUGGGUUUCCAACAAAAGGAAAUUAUUUAUGUACAAGGCAUCUGCUGCACACGUAUGGCUUCAACCAGCUUGAUGCAUGCACUUCUUUAUGCUGUGGUGCCGCAACUCCUUGUAUCAUGAUGGACAAAGAUUAUGGUGGUGUUGUGUUGCCAGGAGGGGCCAGGAAACUGAAAUCCCUGCACACUAUAAGGGGUGUGCACGUUGCAUAUGGAGAUGCCGUUAUACAGGAGAUUGGAAGACUCAGCGGGCUACGCAAGUUAGGAGUGAUGGGCAUCAAUGAGAAAAAUGAUGUAAAGUUUUGUUCAGCCAUUUCCAAUCUUAGCCGCCUAGAGUCAUUAUCAGUGCAGUCAGACAAGGGAUGCCUAGAUGACAUCACCUCGCCUCCGAAGAACCUCCGGAGCCUCAAACUGGAGGGCCGCCUGGGCGUAUUGCCAGAGUGGAUCAAGAAGCUUCAGAAUCUUGUGAAGUUAAAGCUGAGCUUCACAACAUCUAGCCAGGUUGAGCAGGACGCUGCUAUGGAAGUCCUGGGACAUCUGCCAAACCUAUCCAUUCUCCGACUGCCGGGGUGUUCAUUCAAGGGUGGAGAGCUCCAUUUCCAAAAGGAUGCUUUCAGAAGCAUUGUGGUAUUUGAUGUCGAAGGCUUAGGGGGGAUCAAGUCGGUGAACUUUGACCAAGGAGCAAUGCCUGAACUCGAGCAGCUCAAGGUCACCGAUGCUUGUAAAAGAGGUGGAAUUGGGUUCUUUGGGCUGGAUAUCCUCCCAAGCAUCAAGGAAGUCUUGCUCAGUGUUCAUUUCAAGAUGGACCGUGCUGGGACGGAGUUAGAGAGGGAAGCACGGCUCAAGGAGCAGUUCCGGACCCAGCUUGCUAGAAAUCCAAAGAAACCCAUUCUAAAGAUGGAAUGA
Triticum turgidum subsp. durum (durum wheat) is the source of this 3510-nucleotide messenger RNA. The record is from the annotation of a GenBank genome assembly. Lineage: Eukaryota; Viridiplantae; Streptophyta; Magnoliopsida; Poales; Poaceae.